AAGACUUUAUUCGUGCUGGGAGGUUUUUCUUUGUUGAAACUUGUGUUGCAGUUAUUGAGAUAAUCAUGUCUUCGGAGAGAUCCUUGAGAGAUUUCAUCAGGCAACGGCUGACUGCCGCCGGCGAUGAUACGUUUUCCGCUUUCCAGAGCAAGAUCGUUGAGUGUGAACAGCAGAUCGAUAGUCAGCGCAGGAUUCUGGACGUCGCACUGAAACCAGAUGUGAAGCUGCACAGAAUAGACUCCCUGAAACAUGAAAAUGAAGAGGAAGAAGUUCCCUCUGACCAGCAGCUCACCAACCAGGAUUCCAGUCUGGAUCAGAGUGAGCCCCAACCCCUGCAGAUUAAAGAGGAACCAGAGGAACCAGAGGAACCAGAGGAACCAGAGGAACCAGAGGAGCUCUGCACCAGUCAGGAUGGACCGCAGCUACCGACCACCACAAAGAUAAGCAACACAAAAAGAAAAUACCGAAGAAGGAAAGAUCAAACAAUCGACACAGAUUUAAAGCCGUAUUUAUGCAAAAUGUGCGGUACACAUCUUGCAAGUAAGUCUGGUCUGAAGUACCACAUGCGGAUCCACACGGGCGAGAAGCCAUAUCAUUGUAAGACAUGUGACAAACGCUUCAGUAAGCGUACCAACUUCCUUCUCCACAUGAGGAUCCACACAGGUGAGAAGCCAUAUCAUUGUAAAACAUGUGGCAAGAGAGUUACUGACCCAUCAGCUUUCAAAAGACAUUUGUCGACCCACACUGAUGAGAAGCGUCAUUCUUGUGAAAUAUGUGGUAAAAGUUUCAAACAUACCAAUUCCUUGCUGUGCCACGUGAGAUAUCACACAGGUGAUCGCCCUUACCCAUGUGACCUUUGUGGGAAUCGUUUUGUCAGUUCAUCUAAGCUACAACGGCAUGUCAAAACUCACAACAAACCACGUGUACGGGAAAAGAUUUAUUUUCGCGCGUCGUUGACGGGUCUUAUGGGAGAUGAUACAAGCGAGAAGGCAGACUGAAGGGUUUUUCAUUUCACUUUCUGUUUUUUUUUUUUUUCUUUCUGUUUUUAAAAGUCACAUGAGAUGUCAACGCAGGCGAAAAGUUUAGUUGUGAAACUAAAUUUCCGCUCAUGCAAAAGUUAGGAACAUCUGUUUCAGUCCUUUUUGGGGGGGGGGUUUGUGUGUAAAAACAUAAAAAAGUUAAUAUGAUCCUGCUGGCUCUUGGCGUUGAGAAAAUCCCACUCCAUAGAAACAACAACAUAUGAAUUUUAACACCAUGCUAUUAUUUAUUUAUUUAACAAAAAAUGAAAGUGAAAAGAAAACCAAACAUCAUGUGGGUAAAAUUAAGUUUAUCCAAGAGUCUGUAGUUUAUAGAGCCAUUUUAAGCAGCAAUAACUUGGAACAGUCAUUUUCUCUGUGACUUUAUGAGUCUCUCACAUCAGUUUUGUGAAAUUUUGGCCCUUUACCUUGUACAGCAUUGCUUCAGUUCAUUGAGUUUUUUUUGGCAUUCGCUACAUGGCUCUCUUAACCUUUAGAACUUGGAGCAUUUAGACUUUUUAUCUUCAAUUUUCCUUCACUCUUGCCUUAAUUUUUCCCACUAUCAUCUUAAAACAUAUAGAGGUUAUAAGAAUCUGCAAUAAAGUGACUUAAAUGCUUUUUCAGCACAGCCUAGGUAAUCUAAUGAUUUUUUUUUCUCUUUGAUUUUCACCAGCUAAACGAGCACCUGAGGAUAAACGCACACCGAAUUUCAAAACUGGGAUUUAAUUAUUUUGAUUCAACUCCUUAUGCACCGUCAAUAAGUUACGUCACAGUUCAAAGUUCUUUUUUUAAAUGAACAAAAUCACAGAAAACCUGUCUAUUUUUUUGUUCUCUUUAAUUAUUUCUACUUCCUGUUUUAAGGAAAUAUGCGAUAUAAGUCUUUUUUAUAUGAAUCUGCUUAUCUCUUAUAUAUGCUCUUUAAUAAGGGAAAAGUAUGUAUCUAAUUGUUUUGGUAUGCAGAGGAGUACCCAGGUGUUAUGGCUGUAAAACAACCCCCAAUCAUGACCCCUCCACUGCCAUGCUUGACAACUGUUAUAAGGUGUUUCUGCUGAAAUGCUGGGUUUGUUUUUGUUUUGUUCUACCCCACUGAUUAUGGUGCUGGACAUUUUAAAGCCAAACAACUCCACUUAGGUCUCAUCUGUCCAGAAGACAUUCUUCAGGGGAUCUUCCAGUUUGCUCAAGUGCAGUUUUGCGAUCAUCAAUCCUACUUGCAUGUUCUUUUUAGACAGGAAUGUUUUCUACUUAGGAAUAACCUUUCUUACUGGGGAACAUUGAACUCCAAAUUGUUUGGAAAUGGCUUUAUAAGCCUUUCCACAAUGAGCAGUUCCUUGAGACCACUGUUUAUGUUAUGUUAUCUUACCCCCUUGAUGCUGAGGGUUACCAAAAGAUGUGCAUUUAUGGAGGUCGGCAAAUCUGCUGAUGCUCACCUGGCUUCAUCUUGGCCUCUUAAAUUGAACGUAAGCAGCGGGAAGAAGAGGGAAAUAGUAUUGCCCAUCAUCGUUUUGUCUUCAUUGUUUAAAAUAAUCAUGAUAAUAGUAGGGUCAAAAAGAUGAAUAUGUUGUAUAUUUUGCGAUACAAAGGCCCACUUUGGUCAGAUGACUUCUAUUAUGUUAUAUAUAUAUAUACCCCAAAAACAAACAAAAAACAAUGAUGUAGGAAGAGGUGGUAAUAAACUUUGUAUAUGUAUCACAGAAAUGUAUAAAAAGAAUUUAACGUGCCUUGUGUUAGAGGUUUAAUAUAGGUUCUGAUCUACGUUUGAAUCAAUCUUUAACAUUUUUCCUCUGGAUGGAUGGUGACCAUUCUGGAAAUGCAUACAUCGAUAGUGUUGCUCAGAAAAAUAUAAUUUUGAAAGACUUGCCUAAAGAGAUGUAAAGAAUAUUGGAAUUAAAUUGCACCUAAAUUGAUGAGUGAUUAUCUCAUUCCUUAAUAUUUGUGAAAUAAAGUCUUUAAACAGUUUUUUCAAUGAAUGUUUUUAUGUUGAAAAAAAAAAAAGAACUACUUUUUGUCUUUUUGUAUUAGAUUAUUAUUUUUUACCUGUAUUUUUUUUCUUUUUAACCAACUCCACGCCUGCUUUAUGGACUGCUGAUGCUCCAUGUAAGAUGGAGUUUUUUUUUUUGUUAUCUUUUAUGUGACUGAAUCUUAAAGUUCUUGUUUGAAAUUGUGGAAUGGACACCGACAGGUUGUUUUGUUUGAAAUUCCAAAAUUCAGAAUAAAGUUGUUUUUGUUACUUUC
This is a messenger RNA of Cololabis saira (Pacific saury), 3248 nucleotides long. RefSeq names its product zinc finger protein 771-like. Gene Ontology annotation, molecular function: DNA-binding transcription factor activity, RNA polymerase II-specific; RNA polymerase II cis-regulatory region sequence-specific DNA binding. The record is from RefSeq and is a predicted model, not a curated record. NCBI's taxonomy places the organism in Eukaryota, Metazoa, Chordata, Actinopteri, Beloniformes, Belonidae. The transcript has 2 exons. Gene Ontology annotation, biological process: regulation of transcription by RNA polymerase II. Bases 66 to 998 code for a protein of 310 amino acids. Gene Ontology annotation, cellular component: PcG protein complex; transcription regulator complex.